Molecule: messenger RNA, 4435 nt
Organism: Cololabis saira (Pacific saury)
Lineage: Eukaryota; Metazoa; Chordata; Actinopteri; Beloniformes; Belonidae
Product: arf-GAP with coiled-coil, ANK repeat and PH domain-containing protein 2-like
Exons: 23
Coding region: 280-2679 (799 amino acids)
Cellular component (GO): cytoplasm
Molecular function (GO): GTPase activator activity; protein binding
Source: RefSeq, a predicted model, not a curated record
AUCUGUGCUCGGAGUGGUCGGAGCAGAGCCGUGAUCCUGCUGGCUGCCGUGACCGCCGAGCAACCGGCCGACACUCAACAACCCUCAAACAACCCUCCGGCGCUUCUGGCAGUCACACAUGAGCACAAAGACCGGUCUAUUGAACAACUUCUAGCCCGUUAGUGCUGGCCUGUUCGCCGGCCGGAGCCGCUGGUCGGACGCAGGACCGCGUUAGCAGCAGAGCUAAUCAGCCGGAGACACGGAGCCCGCUGGAUUAGUGUUCCAGGCGCUGCUGCAGACAUGAAGAUCAUGGUGGACUUCGAGGAAUGUCUCAAAGACUCUCCGCGGUUCAGAGCCACCAUAGAGGAAGUGGAGGGGGAUGUGUGUGAGUUGGAAUCCAAGCUCGACAAAUUGGUGAAGUUGUGUAUUGGGAUGAUUGAUGCUGGAAAAACCUACAAUGCAGCCAACAAGCAGUUUGUCAGCGGGAUCCGGGAGCUUGCUCAACAGUCCACAAAAGAUGAGGUCAUUGAGUCAAGUCUCACAAAGUUUGCAGAGAGCCUGCAGGAGAUGAUCAACUAUCACACGAUAUUAUUUGAUCAGGCUCAGAGAUCCAUCAAGACCCAGCUGCAAACAUUUGUGAAAGAUGACCUGCGGAAGUUCAAAGAAGCCAAGAAACAGUUUGAUAAAGUGAGUGAGGAGAAGGAGGCUGCACUCAUCAAGAAUGCUCAGGCUCCCCGCAACAAGCAACAUGAAGUGGAGGAGGCCACCAGCAUCCUCACCGCCACACGCAAGUGCUUCCGACACAUUGUCCUCGACUACGUCUUACAGAUAAACGUGCUGCAGUCCAAGAAAAGAUCAGAAAUCCUGAAAUCAAUGCUGUCUUUCAUGUAUGCCCAUCUGACGUUCUUCCACCAAGGUUAUGACCUCUUCAGUGAGCUGCAGCCUCUCAUGAAACAGCUGGGAGGACAGUUGGACCAGCUGGUGGUCGAUGCUGCCAAAGAGAAGAGGGACAUGGAACUGAAGCACUCCACCAUCCAGCAAAAGGAUUUCUCAAAUGAUGACACCAAGCUGGAGUACAAUGUGGAUGCAGACAAUGGCAUUGCCAUGGAGGGUUAUCUGUUUAAGAGAGCCAGUAAUGCCUUCAAGACAUGGAACAGACGUUGGUUCUCCAUCCAAAACAAUCAGCUAGUUUACCAGAAGAAAUUUAAGGACAACCCUACAAUAGUGGUAGAAGACCUGAGGCUAUGUACGGUCAAACACUGCGAGGACAUCGAGCGACGUUUCUGUUUUGAAGUGGUUUCACCCACCAAGAGCUGCAUGAUGCAGGCGGACUCGGAGAAGCUGCGGCAGGCUUGGAUCAAAGCUGUCCAGAACAGCAUCGCCACCGCCUUCCGUGACAAGGGAGAGGACGGAGAGAAGCUAGAUAGGAAGUCGUCCACGUCAACAGGGAGUCUGGACUCUGGCGGGGAGCCAAAGGAGCGGUCGCUGAAAGGGGAGAGUGCUCUCCAGAAGGUCCUGGCCAUCGCCGGCAAUGCUUGCUGCUGCGACUGUGGCCAGCCAGAUCCCCGCUGGGCCAGCAUCAAUCUGGGCAUCACUCUCUGCAUCCAGUGCUCUGGCAUCCACAGGAGUCUUGGAGUUCAUUUCUCGAAGGUUCGCUCUUUGACUUUGGACACAUGGGAGCCAGAACUUCUCAAGUUGAUGUGUGAGCUGGGGAACAAAGAGAUCAACCAGAUUUAUGAAGCACGACGAGAGGAGCUGGGGGCCAGAAAACCUCAGUCAGGAGACCCAAGACACGAGGUGGAGGCCUACAUCAAAGCUAAAUAUGUGGAUCGUCGGUUUGUUCGUCGGCCGACAGACGAGGAGCUCCGAACCAAAGUGGUUUCUCUCAGCAAGCAGGAGAAGAGGCUGAGCAGCAGCUCUGAGCAUCUGCCGCCGAAGGCGCCUCCACCCACACCCAAACUGCGCCCUGCGUCCAACGUCUCGGAGAAGUCGGUGAAAAGUGCCGACAGCGGCAUUCAAAACAGCGCUGAUGGGAGCAGAGAGGUGCUGACCAACACGCCGUCCAAUAACAGUCUGGCAGAUGCAGAAGCUGCUGAGUGUCGGCCCGCGGCCACCACACUUCCUCCGCCAUCGCCCUGUAAAGAAAUGGUUUUCUACGAGCCUAAAGAGUACAGCCCAGGUCUGCAGCUCUACUGGGCGGCUUGUGCACGCAGCCUGCCAGACAUGGCGGAGGCGCUGGCCCACGGGGCUGAGAUCAACUGGGUCAACACGGAGGAGGACAAGAGGACGCCGCUGAUCAUGGCGGUGCAGGGGGGCUCACUGGUCACCUGUGAGUUUCUGCUGCAAAACUCGGCGAAUGUGAACCAGCAGGACGCUCAGGGCCGAGGACCGCUGCACCACGCCACCAUGCUGGGACACACAGGGCAAGUGUGCCUAUUCUUGAAAAAAGGAGCAAAUCAGAAUGCUGCAGACAUCGACGAGAAAACCCCCCUGACCAUAGCAGUGGACGCAGCUAACGCAGAUAUCGUCACAUUGUUGCGAUUGGCCAAGAUGAACGAGGAGAUGCGGGAGGCGGAGGGGCCGUACAGCCAGUCAGGGGAUGAAACCUACCAGGAUAUCUUCCAGGAUUUCUCCCACAUGGCCUCCAACGACCCGGACAAGCUGAACCGCUACCAGCAGUACGACCCGCAGAAACCCUGACACCCCCCCGACGUCGCCCACCAGCGGUCGGAUCCACUACCGUCACGCUUAAAAAAAUAAAAUAAAAUAGAAAAAAAUGCCACACAGACAAAAAGGAUUCCUGGAACAAAAAGGUUUCUCUCCAGCGUCAUUUAGACCGGCCAGCCUCUCAAAACUGUCCGACGCUCCCUCCCUCAUACCAAUGACACUUGCAGUUUUUGUUAAAACUACAAGCACCUAAGUCAAGUGAAGGGAAAUGUCUGUGAAUGGAAAGCUUUUACUUUUUAAUUCUUUAUAUCCGUGCAUCUCAGUAGGACCUGUUAAAGUAUUUGAAUGGUACAUUGAAGUCAUUGAAAGGAUUUUCCAAGUCACAACUCAAAUAACUGAACUUGGCACGAAUGUGGAGCAACCAUCGUCGCUUGUCUUUUGUUUUUUAAUUAAGUUCAAUUUCUCAUUUGACAUUUCCUGACAAAGACAGGUUGUUGUUUUGUUUUUAAUCAUUUUAUGACGUCGUAUCCCUGCAUUCCACCUGAGCCGAGCUCUGGGACGAGCCUGAGAAAAGCACCGUGAGCCUGGAUAGGAAGAAGUGCGUGUAGAUGAUGGCGGUGCGCGACAGACUGUUGAAUAGUCUCUUUUGCCUUUUGUCAGUAGUUCUCUCUUUCUGAACAUCUUUAUCUCUUUUGUUAAAGUUUUGAUUUGCAGGAUUAUCUGCAGGUGCAUACGUGCUUCCACUUAUUUGCACAAACUGCUUUGUGUUCAGUGAUUAUGGAAGCAAACCUGGUAUUGAUGCAUCUGUGAUUUUAAAAUGCUGAUUUAUCGGUAAAUAGUUUUUUAAUGUUUGUCUGAAUGAUUUUAAGUUUAAAUGUUUUAGUAUCACCGAUCUGUGUCAUGGGAUUAAUAGUUUAUUUUGGCCUAUUCAUUUUCAGUUAUGUCGGGCCCCAUGUUUUUUAAAUGUUUCUGGGAUGGAAAACAUACAAUUUAUGUUUUUUUUUUUUUUAUGUUUGUCAAAGGACUGGUAACAAAACCUGCAAGAACCAGGAGUCUGGAAAAUUUUCACUGCGGAAUUUCCUAGUCAGAUGUCCAGCAGUAAAAAUGAAGCAAACAAAUUCAGCAUGUGUUGAAUUUAAGAGUUUUAGUCAACAUAAAGAGACUUAUCCUUUAUUCGCCAGCAGCUGCAGGUUGGCUUCAUUCUGUGCAGGUUAUCAUUUUUCAGCAUCCUUGUUUAUGUUGGUAAACCAACAAAAUGAAUCCUGCCACGAACAAUGAAAACUAAUACACAGCCAGAAUGUUAUUAAAGAAAUGAAAACUGAGUAGUCGUUCUGGAAAAGACACGUAACAGAAAUAGUGAACAAACCGUCUGCAGGACGCCCACAUCAUGAUUGGAGGUUUUUCUAAAAGGACUGAGUUUCAGGAGAGUUCAGUGACUUGUUCACUUUAAAAAAGUGAACACUACAAGUUCAGUGGUUUCAGUUUUUUCUGUGCUGUAGGUGCUGUUGUUUUCUGUUUCCAGUAUAUUCCAAUACAGCCGGGAAAUGUUUAGCCAACGCAGCAUGGGAUCCCAUCCUUGUACAUUUCUGUUGAGAUGCAGUUGAUCUCUUUAAAAAGACUGAAGUAUGAAGUUAGUGGUACUUGAAUAAUUAAAUAAGCUUUUGUAUAUGCAGUUAUUUGUAUCCUUUGAUAAUUAUAGUCAAUUUAUAUGCUUGUCUGUAUACCAAUAUACAUGUACUGUAUAAUACACUUGUAAUAUGUAAGGACUUCAAUACAUGAAGAAUCCUUU